AUGACGCCUCCAAGUACGACCACACGCCCAUUACCACGCCUUCAAGAACGACCACACGCCCAUUACCACGCCUUCAAGUAUUACCACACGCCCACUACCACGCCUUCAAUACGACCACACGCCCAUUACCACGCCUUCAAGAACGACCACACGCCCAUUACCAGCCUCAAGUAUGACCACGCCCACUACCACGCCUUCAAGAUGACCCACGCGUUCACUACCACGCCUUCUAGUAUGACCACACGCCCACUACCACGCCUUCAAGUAGGACCCACACGCUCACACCACGCCUCUAAAGGUCGCCGCGUCCAUCCCCCGUGGCUGGCCGACGUGCCGAGUCAACUGCCACGGGGACACCACCACCACCAGCAGACUCCAGCGGGGGAGACGACGGGGCAACCCUGGCCGGCCCCGUACCCCAGAGCCCCCUAG
Molecule: messenger RNA, 432 nt
Organism: Homarus americanus (American lobster)
Lineage: Eukaryota; Metazoa; Arthropoda; Malacostraca; Decapoda; Nephropidae
Exons: 3
Coding region: 1-432 (143 amino acids)
Source: RefSeq, a predicted model, not a curated record